CGAAGAUGGCAUUUGGAACACUGCUACUGCUGCUGAUCAUCAUCCUGGUGAGUGGCUAUUAUUUUCUGCGACAACACUACGAUUAUUGGAUACGUCAGGAUGUGCCACAAUUGGAACCGUCGCUGUUCCUGGGCAAUUUGGGUGGGCUGUUGAGCAUGCAGAGCAAUCCGGCGGAUUUCAUUGCACAACUCUACAAUCAUCCGGAUGCCCAGGAUAAACCCUUUGUGGGCAUUCAUGUGUUCCACAAGCCAGCACUGCUUCUACGCGAUCCUGCGCUGAUCAAACGGAUUAUGGUCAAGGAUUUUCCCAAGUUUGCCAAUCGAUACUCGAACUCGGACUACAAAGGGGAUCCGCUCGGCUCACAGAAUAUAUUCUUUCUCAAGAAUCCGGCUUGGAAGGAAGUGCGUCUGAAGCUAUCACCAUUCUUUACCAGCACUCGCCUGAAGCAUAUGUUCCCGCUGAUCAACGAGGUCGGUUGCAAUCUGGAUGCGUAUUUGAGGCAACAGCCGCUGCACAAUGAGAGAGCCCGCUGCUUCGAUCUAGAGGCCAAGGAGCUGUGUGCUCUCUACACCACAGAUGUAAUUGCCACGGUUGCCUACGGUGUCCAGGCGAAUAGCUUCACUCAACCGAAUAGUGAAUUUCGACGACAUGGACGCGCCAUCUUCGAGUUCAGUUGGAAGCGUGCCGCUGAGUUUACUUUGGUCUUCUUCCUGCCCCAACUGGUGCCCUAUUUGGGCUUUAAGGUGGUGCCCGCUGAACCCACUGCAUUCAUGCGCAAGACCAUCAACUAUGUGAUUGCUGAACGGGAGAAAUCGAAGCAGCCAAGGAAUGAUCUAAUCGAUCUACUCAUUGACUUCAAGCGUAGCUCCAAAAAUGCCGACAAUCAAUUUGUAUUCGAGGGCGAUAUCCUCGUUGCACAGGCAGUGCUCUUCUUUACCGCCGGCUUCGAAUCCUCCUCAUCCACAAUGGCCUUUGCCAUGUACGAGCUGGCCAGGAAUCCCAGCGUACAGCAACGUUUGCGAGAGGAGAUCAAGACGGCAUUGAUUGCCAGUGGUGGAUGCGUAACGCAACAAUUGAUUGAAUCCUUGGAGUAUAUGCAAAUGACAUUGCAGGAGGUGUUGCGGAUGUAUCCACCAUUGCCGUUCCUCGAUCGCGAAUGCACCAGCGACAAUGGCUAUUCGCUGGCGCCCUUUCACAAAUUCCGGGUGCCCAAGGGCAUGCCAAUUUAUAUACCAGCCUAUGGUCUGCACAUGGAUCCGCAGUACUAUCCGGAGCCACGACAAUUCCAGCCGGAACGUUUCUCGGCCCGUAAUCGCAAGGAGCACACUCCUUAUACCUAUAUGCCCUUUGGACUGGGUCAACAUGGUUGCAUUGGGGAGCGCUAUGGCUUCCUCCUGGCCAAGGUGGGCUUAGUCUAUGUGCUGAGGAAUCAUCUGGUGACCACCUCGGAGCGUACACAGCGACGCAUGAAACUGGAUCCCAAGGCGAUAAUACUACAAGCCGCUGGUGGAAUACAUUUGCGGCUGGUGCGCGAUUCCUUGGGUGUUUAAUUCAACUUACUCACUCAAUGGGAUGUCGGAU
Drosophila grimshawi is the source of this 1581-nucleotide messenger RNA. It is a transcript of the gene Cyp6g2, whose product is annotated as probable cytochrome P450 6g2. Lineage: Eukaryota; Metazoa; Arthropoda; Insecta; Diptera; Drosophilidae. Gene Ontology annotation, biological process: response to DDT; insecticide catabolic process. The record is from RefSeq and is a predicted model, not a curated record. The transcript has 2 exons. The coding region runs from base 6 to 1550 and encodes 514 amino acids. Gene Ontology annotation, molecular function: monooxygenase activity; iron ion binding; heme binding.